Molecule: messenger RNA, 987 nt
Organism: Cydia fagiglandana
Lineage: Eukaryota; Metazoa; Arthropoda; Insecta; Lepidoptera; Tortricidae
Product: oocyte zinc finger protein XlCOF6-like
Exons: 7
Coding region: 1-987 (328 amino acids)
Source: RefSeq, a predicted model, not a curated record
AUGCAGGUUAGUGCCAACAGCCCAUCUCAACCAGCGCUACAGCGACGCCGGCCGCCAGCGGCACACGACACGCAAGAAAUACCCGCAAACACACAAGCAGGGCCAGUUCGUGUGCGAGACUUGCGGGAAACUCAUGCAGCCCAUCUCAACCGGCGCUACAGCGACGCCGGCCGCCAGCGGCGCACGACGCGCAAGAAAUACCCGCAAACACACAGGCAGGGCCAGUUCGUGUGCGAGACUUGCGGGAAACUCAUGCAGCGCUACAGCGACGCCGGCCGCCAGCGGCACACGACACGCAAGAAAUACCCGCAAACACACAAGCAGGGCCAGUUCGUGUGCGAGACUUGCGGGAAACUCAUGCAGGUUAGUGCCAACAGCCCAUCUCAACCAGCGCUACAGCGACGCCGGCCGCCAGCGGCACACGACACGCAAAAAAUACCCGCAAACACACAAGCAGGGCCAGUUCGUGUGCGAGACUUGCGGGAAACUCAUGCAGCCCAUCUCAACCGGCGCUACAGCGACGCCGGCCGCCAGCGGCGCACGACGCGCAAGAAAUACCCGCAAACACACAGGCAGGGCCAGUUCGUGUGCGAGACUUGCGGGAAACUCAUGCAGAACGCCACCGCGCUGAGAACGCACCAGCGCUCCCAUCUGGACAUCAAACCCUUCGCCUGCAACGAAUGCCCGAAGAGCUUCACUCUCAAGACCUCCUUGCAAUGGCACAUGCGGUCACACACAGGGGAGAAGCCGUACCAGUGCACCGAGUGUCCGCUCGCCUUCAGCCUGAAGGGGAACCUCGACCGCCACCACAAAACUGCACAUCUGGGCAUGCGUCAAAGCGUCCCCUGCCCUAUCUGCGGACGCAUCUUCACCACCAACUCCUGCGUCAGAGUCCAUAUCAAGACGGUUCACCACGGUCAGCCGGGACCCAAGCGGGACCGACGUAAGCGGAGCAAGUUCGGCAAGGAGCUGUUAGAUAAUAAAUAA